ACAUAACCACCAAACAAACAACCAAGUUUUCAUCAACCUUGAUUUGUACUUGCAUAACGUCAACCCAAGCUGCAAAGAUUGACUAUGUCCACUCAAUGUCAAAGUCAACUCAGUUACUUAAAUGCUCCCCCGACCUUCGGCUUGCAGUUACUUAACACCAAUGUAAAAAGCGAAUGGUUAAAAGAAUUUAAACAAUCCGAGUCCACAUCCUGCGUAAUAAGAAUUCCAAAGCCAUUACAUAGACCAAAAUAAUAUGAUUUCCUGCCAUAAUUACAAAAAUUUAAACUCGUAAACAUAAACAAUAGAGUCUAAAUAUGUACAUAUUGGAUGUUUGGUUUGGUUCUUGGAAUGUGGCUGCCAAAAUUUUCCAGGCAAAGUGAUGAUAGAAAAUUUCAGCCAGCAAUAAUUUGUGGUAUGUUUCAUUGUUCGGUAAAAUAAUUUUGAAACAAUGAUGUUUUGAGAAUUGAAGGUAUGCAGAAUUGCAGAGUUUUCAUAAGAAGAAUAUUUUGUUUGUUUCUCACUAAUGUUGAACAACACAACACUUGCUAUCUCGUCGAUCAAGAUUUCUUAGUUUUCAAUUCAUAAAGAAAGUGUGUCACUUUGUUAUUCCAAUUGUCAUCAGUACAAAUUUAUUUUCUCUCUCGCCACUACCUAAACAUUUAUCCAGGCAAACAAGCCAACUUAUUUUUUUGGAAAGAUAAUUCAAAAUCCUGCAUAAUGCAAUAUAUUCUGCUCAUCAACUUUGUGCUAAUCGUGCUUCCCCACGCCAAGGCGGUGGACUCACCCCGGAUGGUCAUAAAGGCCUUUAACAUGUCAAGUUGUGUGGUCAUUAACGGGACGGUUAAUUUGAGGCCCUGUAUUUGGGAUUCGCCAGAAAAGAAAAACAAAUCAAGUAUUGCCCCCCAGUACGUGAAACAACAGGUGUUGUUUCACCGUGUUAAAUUGCAAGACCUGGUCGAAGACGCAACCGACGAAAUAGGCGUGGACAACUAUAGAAACACCUACUUCAUUUGGUUUAUAAACGGGUCGGAUACUUGCGUCGUGCAAAAAAAUUCGACGGUGGGGACUGGGAGCUGUAGGCUCCCGAGGGCGCGAUUUGAUAUUUUGGAAAUAGACCUGCCGACCUCUAUGAAGAACGGAACCAUCCCGGCCUACACAAUCCGAGGGAGGUCCAAUCACUGCUGGGGAUAUGACACAACUAGGAAGAUGCCACAACCAUUAGUAAGGACCACGUGCAAUAUCUCAGCAAAGAGCAAUGUAAGUAAUUUAUUUACAUUGUGCCGCGAUACCGACCUCUGCGACAUACAACUCCAUCCUCCUGCUCCCCCCACAACUUUGGCCACCACCACUGAAGCAAAUUUGCAGACCACUACAAUUCUACCUCCACCCAUCGUACUGAAGGUGAAAAAAUCGGGCUCAGCUAACGUUGUGGCGGCUACCGGCAUGUUGGCGACCGCUCUUGUGCUCUUGGCGAUCCAUCUUGUUUUCCCUGGUUAAAAUGUCCCAAAUAUUCGGAUUGUAUUGCAUACAUAUUUUAUGUAUUAAAUUUUCUUGGGCUAUGAAUUUUAUUAACCAAAUCUAUUAAUCAAAACCGCAACCUAAAAUUAGAGAAAAUGAACUAAUUUAAAAAUAAUGCAACUUCAUUAUACUAUUCAACUCUUUGCUGAUAAUUGAAUAAAUAAAAUAUACAAGAAUUUGUGGCUGAUUUCCAUUUGAA
Folsomia candida is the source of this 1717-nucleotide messenger RNA. RefSeq lists its product as uncharacterized. Bases 718 to 1497 code for a protein of 259 amino acids. The record is from RefSeq and is a predicted model, not a curated record. The transcript has 3 exons. Lineage: Eukaryota; Metazoa; Arthropoda; Collembola; Entomobryomorpha; Isotomidae.